AUGGGCGGGAAAGAUCUGACACCGUUCGGGAAUGCCUUGGCGGGCGCAAUUGGAGGGGUCAUCUCAAACGCAGUCGUCUAUCCACUAGACACCGUCAAGACAAAGAUCCAAGCUCAGACAGACGAAGCAGAGGCCGAGAAAGACAGCCUUCCAAGCCCACAACUCAAGCGUCCCAAUGCUCCCAACCGGCUGCCAGCCGCCUGUCGAUCGACCGCCUUGGAGGUCGUCGUCCAAGUCCUCAAGUCUCAAGGAAUCGGAGGCUUCUAUCGCGGCUUCUUGGCUAGUAUGCUCAACACAUUUUCGAUGCAGUUUGCUUAUUUCUACUGGUACAUGGUCGUCAGGAAGACGUACACCACAAGGUUCCUUCCCAAAUCGUCCGGCUCCAAACCACCCAACAUAGGCAUUAUAACUGAGUUGUCGUUGGGAGCGCUGGCAGGAGCGAUAGCCCAGGUUUUUACAAUCCCAGUCUCAGUCGUCGCUACCCGUCAGCAACUAGACAAUUCGAAGACCGGAGGAAAAUCGUUACUGAAAACCGCAUCUGAGAUCAUCAGAGACGAUGGCCCGACCGGCUUAUGGCGAGGGCUCAAGCCUUCAUUAGUCUUGACCGUCAACCCAGCGAUCACCUAUGGAACUUUCGAACGAUUAAAGCUGCUCACCCUGGGAGCCGAGGGUAAAAUGACCCCUGGAAAGGCCUUCUGGAUGGGCGCUCUCAGUAAAACUUUGGCCACCGUCGUCACCUAUCCUUACAUCAUGGCCAAGGUCAGGCUACAGGCUAAAUACGAUACUCCAACCGCCGAUGGAGAAUCUCAAUCAGAAAACACCCCAAAAUCUUCGCCUUCCAAGAAACGUCCAUCAAAGGAACGCUACAGUGGGGCGAUCGAUGUCUUAAGACAAGUCUACUCCGAAAAAGGUUGCUCGGGAUGGUAUCAGGGUAUGCAGGCUCAGAUCAUGAAGGCCGUCCUUUCCCAAGCUCUAUUGUUUGGAAUCAAAGACAUCCUUGAGGAUUACACCGUCCUAUUCCUCAUCCUCGCCUCCAACUUUCGAAAAUCCCAAUUAUCCAAAUUGCCGAAGUAG
This is a messenger RNA of Puccinia triticina, 1074 nucleotides long. RefSeq lists its product as uncharacterized. Gene Ontology annotation, biological process: transmembrane transport. The coding region runs from base 1 to 1074 and encodes 357 amino acids. The transcript is spliced from 4 exons. The record is from RefSeq and is a predicted model, not a curated record. NCBI's taxonomy places the organism in Eukaryota, Fungi, Basidiomycota, Pucciniomycetes, Pucciniales, Pucciniaceae.